Colletotrichum higginsianum IMI 349063 is the source of this 612-nucleotide messenger RNA. RefSeq names its product C6 finger domain-containing protein. Bases 1 to 612 code for a protein of 203 amino acids. The record is from RefSeq and is a predicted model, not a curated record. The transcript has 2 exons. NCBI's taxonomy places the organism in Eukaryota, Fungi, Ascomycota, Sordariomycetes, Glomerellales, Glomerellaceae.
AUGUCUCGAAAUAGCAGUGACAGAGCAGACGGCAGUGCAUUGCAGAGCCCCAUCGCCUGCGAGUCUUGUCGACAGAGAAAACGAAGGGUCAGUCAAGGCAUCCCCAACGGAUACCUCAACAGGUUGGAGACCCGGCUCGCCGAGACCGAAGCCGCCCUCUUCAGAGCGCUGUCGGGUGCUCUGGAUGGCGGCCCGACCUCCCUGGACUCGGCAUCGUCACCCGCGCUCCUCCCACAGGCGGCGUGGACUCCGCGGCAGAACAAGGUCGACCGGGUCAAGGAGUGGGAUAGCCUGCCGCUGCAGACGCCCGACGACAUCCAGGCCUGGUUCCGCUCCAAGGCGACGGAACACAACGACGCGGCCAUCGACCUGCCCGCCGCCAGCCCCCAGUCGUUGAUCUCGUCCGUGUCGGACCCCAUGUUCGCCCCGCCGCCUCCGCUGCGAGACCCCGGCUCGUCGGUGCCGGAUCACCAGUCCAUCUCGGACUCCGUCAUCGAGCCCCAGCUUCGAUCGGUGACGCCAGUCAUCACGACCCCGGUGGGCAGGAGCCCGGCGGACGCGGUCAGCAAGGCCAAGGAGUUGUCCAAGUCGCAGCAGAACCUCUAUUUCUAG